AUGGGCUGCCGUUGCGCACCCGCGUGCGAAGGAAACGGCAACGGCGUGCUCGCGGGCGCCCCCGGCGCCGCCGACGACGCGCCGCACGUUCGCCACUUGGUCGAAGAUGUCCUGAAGCUGGACUUCCGCUCCUGUCCUGAAGUGAUCCAGGGCGCGAAGGUGGUCGUCCGCGCGGACCUGAACGUCCCUCUCAGCAGGGAUGGAACCGUGCUCGACGAAUUGAGAGUCAUCGAGUGCCUUCCAACGAUCAGGGCGCUGGUCGAGAUGGGCGCGGCGGUCGUCGUGCUCUCGCACAUGGGCCGCCCCAAGCCUUCGAAGAUGACGCCAGACGAGCUUCAGAGACUGUCUCUCGCAAAAGUCGCGCCUAUCUUCGAGCGCGAGCUGGGCGCAGACACCUUCCUCGGCUUCCGCGGCGACUGCUUGGGCCAGGAGGCGCGCGACGCCGCGGCCGCGGCCAAGCCGGGCCAGGUCGUGCUACUCGAAAACACACGGUUCCACGCGGGCGACGAGCAGGGCAGCGAGGAGAUGGCGCGGCAGCUGGCCAAACUCGGAAACGUGUUUGUCCUCGAUGCCUUUGGCACCUGUCACCGGGACCACGCGAGCGUGUCAGGUCUGUCGCGGUGCAUGGGGCCCGGCCGUCGGUUCCCGGGCCUGCUCGUCCGGCGCGAGUGCGAGUUCCUCGUCCGCACGCUCGGCGGCGGCGGGAGCGUCUGCUGCGUCGUCGGCGGAGCCAAGGUCGCCGACAAGCUGCAAGUCUUGUUUUCCCUAGUGGAUCUCGCAUCCAUCAUGAUAGUCGGCGGCCGCAUGGCCUUCACCUUCCUCGCCGCCCAGGGCGUCGCCGUCGGCGACACGGUCAUCGAGCCGGACCUCAUCGACGACGCCAAGCACAUCCUAGCCCGCGCCAAGGAGCGCAACAUCCCCUUCCUACUGCCCGAGGACGUCGUGGCGGGCACGUCGCUGGACGGCGGGGAAACCAAGGUGCUGACGUUGACGGCCGGGUGCUGCACGCGGGACGCGCCGUGCAUGCGCAGCGGGGAGGUUGGAGGGGACAUUGGCCCUGCGACGGUGGCGCGCUUCACGGAGGCGAUCCGGGACUGCGGGUGCUCGACGCUGUUCUGGAAUGGGCCGCUCGGGAGGUACGAGGCGGAGGAGUACAGCCGGGGUACGGCGGCGGUGGCGCGCGCGGUGGCGGAGGCGACCAAGGCGGGGGUCACGACGGUGGUGGGGGGGGGUGACAGCGCGGCGUGCUUGCUGAAGCUGGGGCUGGCGGGGAGCGUGUCGCACCUGUCGACGGGGGGCGGCGCGACGCUCGAGAUGAUCCAGGGCGAGAGCAUGCCGGGGCUGCGCGCGCUCGCGGGGUGGCCGAUUCCGUAA
Messenger RNA from Pedinophyceae sp. YPF-701, 1374 nucleotides. NCBI's taxonomy places the organism in Eukaryota, Viridiplantae, Chlorophyta, Pedinophyceae. The record is from the annotation of a GenBank genome assembly.